AUGGAAGAAUAUGAGGCAUGCAUCUAUGGUAUUGAAGUAGCUAUUGACUUAACAAUCAAGAUUUUGGAAGUGAAUGGGGACUCUGCUUUAGUGAUCAUUCAAGUUCGAGGAGACUGGGAAACUCGGGAUAAGAAGUUGAUUUUGUACAGAGAACACGUGGUGAAUCCGGUUCUCUAUUUUGAUGAAAUCACUUUUCAUUAUAUCCCAAUGGAAGAGAAUCAGUUAGUCGAUGCUCUAGCUAGUUUGGAAUCCAUGUUUAAAGUCAAGUGGAAGAAUGAAGCACCUGUCAUCCGCAUUGACCACUUGGAUGAACCAACACACUAUCUAGCAAUGGAGGCUGAAUCUGACGAUAAGCCUUGGUUCUAUGACAUUAAGAGAUAUAUGGAAAAACAAGAGUAUCUUGAGAAAGCAUCCAUCACUGCUAAGAAGGCUUUGAGAAGAUUUUUUGUUAAGUUCUUCCUGAAUGGGGAUGUACUGUACAAGAGGAAUUAUGAUCUCGUGUUGCUCAGAUAUGUGGAUAGACACGAAGCAAGCACAAUCAUAAGGUCCAUCCACGAGGGUUGUGAUAGUGUAUAUGCUAAGGGUCCCGCCAUGGCCAAGAAGAUCCUUCGGGUUGGUUAUUAUUAG
Lathyrus oleraceus (garden pea) is the source of this 627-nucleotide messenger RNA. RefSeq lists its product as uncharacterized. The coding region runs from base 1 to 627 and encodes 208 amino acids. NCBI's taxonomy places the organism in Eukaryota, Viridiplantae, Streptophyta, Magnoliopsida, Fabales, Fabaceae. The record is from RefSeq and is a predicted model, not a curated record. The transcript has a single exon. Gene Ontology annotation, molecular function: RNA-DNA hybrid ribonuclease activity; nucleic acid binding.